Hypomesus transpacificus is the source of this 4819-nucleotide messenger RNA. RefSeq names its product aquarius intron-binding spliceosomal factor (gene aqr). Gene Ontology annotation, biological process: mRNA splicing, via spliceosome. Gene Ontology annotation, cellular component: catalytic step 2 spliceosome. The coding region runs from base 140 to 4564 and encodes 1474 amino acids. Gene Ontology annotation, molecular function: helicase activity; mRNA binding. The record is from RefSeq and is a predicted model, not a curated record. The transcript is spliced from 36 exons. NCBI's taxonomy places the organism in Eukaryota, Metazoa, Chordata, Actinopteri, Osmeriformes, Osmeridae.
UGCGUUCGUACAGGAAGUGUGUCGCCCUAAAUACGAUUUGCUUGUGUACAUGCUUGUGUACGUACUUGUACGGAGUUCACGUGUACCCUAUGUUGUAGAGCAUAAAGCAAGCUUGACUUCCUAGCUGUUCAAAAAAGUCAUGGAGAAAGAAACUCCGGCCAAAAAGGCUUCUGCGCCCUCUGUUUCUCAAAUCAAUGCGGAAUAUGUCACCCAGUUGGCUAACAGAUAUUGGGCACCCCAUUCGAAGAAUAAGCUGCCCUUCGACCCUAAGGUCAUGGAAGAUGUUUACCUGAAAGAGAUUUUCCAGUCCAAGUUUGCCAUAAGAAAGAUAAUGUUACUGGAGUUCAGUCAAUAUCUGGAAAACUACCUGUGGGUGAACUACUCUCCGGCCGUGUCCAGCAAGGCUUACCUCAUGUCCAUCUGCUGCAUCAUCAACGAGAAGUUCAGAGAGAACGUUCCAGCCUGGGAGGUGUUCAAGAAGGAGCCCAGCCACUUCCCCUACUUCGUCAAGUGUGUCAUGCAGGCAGUGCUGGAGGGAGACCAGGCCGGCCUGACCCUGAAGGAACAGACUGUCCUCCUGGUCUUCCUGGACCACUGUUUCAACAGCCUGGAGGUGGACUUGAUUCGAGAGCAGGUGCAGCAGCUCAUCUCUCUGCCCAUGUGGAUGUGUCUCCUGCCGUCGAGGCUGCAGCACGAGCUGAAGAAAGUCCCCAAGAUGCAGAAGUUCUGGAACCUGAUCAAGAAGAAUUACGACAAGAUGGUCGGCGAAGACGCAGAGCUAGCCAAGAAAGAGAGAACGUUCCUCUCGGCUCUCAUUAAGAAAUUCCGGGGCGUUCUGACAUCCAUCCCGUUAUCAGGUGACGUGUCGAUGGAGAAGGUCCACUACUGUGAGAGGUUCAUCGAACUCAUGAUCGACCUGGAGGCCCUGCUCCCCACCAGGCGCUGGUUCAACACCGUGCUGGACGACUCUCACCUGGUGGUGACCUGCCACCUGUCCAGCCUCACACACAGGGCGAAGGAGGGACACCUCUUCUGCCAGCUUCUGGACAUGCUGAAGUUCUACACGGGCUUUGAGAUCAACGACCAGACGGGAAACGCCCUGACCCAGAAGGAGAUGACCACCCUGCACUACGACAAGAUCACCUCUCUCCAGAGAGCAGCGUUUGCCCAUUUUCCGGAGCUGGAGGACUUUGCCUUGUCCAACGUGGCUGCUGUGGACACACGAGAGUCCCUCACCAAACACUUCGGCCAUCUCAGUCCCAACACGCUCCACCGGGUGGCAUCCUACCUCUGCCUGCUGCCAGAGCUGGCUGAAGGCAAGGACACCACCUACGACAAGGAGGUUCUCCUCGAGCUGCUGGUGUCCCGGCAUGAGAGGAGAAUCUCUCAGAUCGAGCAACUUAACCAGAUGCCUCUUUAUCCAACGGAGAAGAUUAUCUGGGAUGAGAACAUUGUCCCCACGGAGUACUACUCUGGUGAAGGUUGCCUGGCCCUGCCCAAGCUGAACCUGCAGUUCCUCACGCUCCACGACUACCUGCUGAGGAACUUCAACCUGUUCCGCCUGGAGUCCACCUACGAGAUCCGCCAGGACAUCGAGGACGUGGUGUCGCGGAUGAAACCCUGGUGUUCUGAGUACGGGGGCGUGGUGUUUGGGGGCUGGGCCAGGAUGGCUCAGACCAUCACCACCUUCUCCAUCGUGGAGGUGGCCAAGCCCAACAUCGGGGAGAACUGGCCCGCCCGCGUCCGCGCCGACAUCACCAUCAACCUGAACGUACGCGACCACAUCAAGCACGAGUGGGAAGGCUUGCGGAAGCACGACGUUUGCUUUCUGAUCACGGUGCGGCCCAACCUGCUCUACGGCACGCGCUUCGACCGCCGCCAGCCCUUCGUGGAGCAGGCGGGCCUGGUGUACGUGAGGGGCUGCGAGGUGCAGGGCAUGCUGGACGACAAGGGCCGCGUCAUAGAGGAAGGUCCUGAUCCCAAGCCCAAGCUCCGAGGUGAUACUCGAACAUACCGCGUGUGGCUGGACCCCAACCAGUACCAGCAGGACAUGACCAGCAGCAUCCAGAACAGCACCGAGGACCCGUACGAGACCUUUAAUAUCAUCAUGAGGCGCAAGCCCAAGGAGAACAACUUCAAGGCCGUCCUGGAGACCAUCAGGAACCUGAUGAACACCGAGUGUGUCGUCCCCGACUGGCUCCACGACAUCAUCCUGGGAUACGGCGACCCAGGAAGCGCCCACUACUCCAAGAUGCCCAAUCAGAUCUCCACGCUGGACUUCAACGACACCUUCCUGUCCCUCGAACACCUAAAGUCCUGUUUCCCUGGCUACACGGUCACGGUCACCGAGGAGAACCCCGACCUUCAGAUACCCCCCUUCAGAAUCAAAUUCCCAAUUCAGAACAGGGCAGACAAGGGCAAGAAGAGGAAGGCCAAUGAGGAAGACGAGGAGGAGGAGAAGAAGAAGAAGGAAGAAGACCGGAUUUUGGUGGUGGAGCCUCACGUCCCUGUUAACCGGGGGCCCUACCCCUACAACCAGCCCAAACGAAACACCAUCCAGUUCACCCCCACUCAGAUGGAGGCUAUUCGUGCUGGGAUGCAGCCAGGACUGACCAUGGUUGUUGGACCCCCAGGUACAGGAAAGACGGAUGUGGCCGUCCAGAUCAUCUCCAACCUCUACCACAACUUCCCUGAACAGAGGACCCUCAUUGUCACACACUCUAACCAGGCUCUGAACCAGCUGUUUGAGAAGAUCAUGGCGCUGGACAUCGACGAGCGCCACCUUCUGCGUAUGGGCCAUGGUGAGGAGGAGCUGGAGACGGAGAAGGACUUCAGCAGGUACGGGAGGGUGAACUACGUGCUGGCCCGGAGGCUGGAGCUGCUGCGGGAGGUGGGCCGCCUGCAGGAGAGCCUGGACGUCCCUGGAGAUGUGUCCUACACCUGCGAGACGGCCGGACACUUCUACCUCUACCAGGUGAUGUCUCGCUGGGAGGAGUACAUGAGCAAGGUCAGGCCCAAGCAGGGCCGCGUGGUGGAGGCCGAGGCCGUGGCUGUCCACUUCCCGUUCCACAAGUACUUCUCCAACGCCCCCCAGCCCGUGUUCAGGGGCCGCACCUACGAGGAGGACAUGGACAUCGCCGAGGGCUGCUACCGACACAUCAAGAAGAUUUUCACCCAGCUGGAGGAGUUCCGAGCCUUCGAGCUGUUGAGGAGUGGGCUGGACCGCUCCAAGUACCUGCUGGUGAAGGAGGCCAAGAUCAUCGCCAUGACCUGCACGCACGCCGCCCUCAAACGCCACGACCUGGUCCAGCUGGGCUUCAAGUAUGACAACAUCUUGAUGGAGGAGUCAGCUCAGAUUCUGGAGAUCGAGACCUUCAUCCCGCUCCUGCUGCAGAACCCGGAGGACGGCUACAGCCGCCUGAAGCGCUGGAUCAUGAUCGGAGACCACCACCAGCUGCCGCCCGUCAUCAAGAACAUGGCCUUCCAGAAGUACUCCAACAUGGAGCAAUCCCUCUUCACCCGCUUCGUCCGCCUGGGGGUGCCCACCGUGGACCUGGACGCGCAGGGGCGCGCCCGCGCCAGUCUUUGUAACCUGUACAACUGGCGCUACAAGCAUCUGGGAAACCUGCCCCACGUGCAGCUCCUACCCCAGUUCCAGGCACCCAACCCUGGCCUCACCUUCGACUUCCAGCUGGUCAACGUGGAGGAUUUCAACGGUGUGGGCGAGUCGGAGCCCAACCCAUAUUUCUACCAGAACCUGGCGGAGGCAGAGUACUCAGUAGCCCUCUUCAUGUACAUGCGCCUGCUUGGUUACCCCGGCGACCGCAUCAGCAUCCUCACCACCUACAACGGGCAGAAGCAUCUGAUCAGAGACGUCAUCAACCAGCGCUGUGCGGGCAACCAUUUCUUCGGACAGCCCAACAAGGUGACGACGGUGGACAGGUUCCAGGGUCAGCAGAACGACUAUAUCAUCCUCUCACUGGUCCGUACCAAAGCUGUCGGACACCUGAGGGACGUGAGGCGUCUGGUGGUGGCCAUGUCCAGGGCCAGGCUGGGUCUCUACGUCUUUGCGCGGGUGGCUCUGUUCCAGAACUGCUUUGAGCUCACGCCGGCCUUCAGCCAGCUCAGUGCCAGGCCCCUGCAGCUGCACAUCCUCCCCCACGAGUACUACACCCAGGAGCAGCCCAGAGAAGAGGGUCCUAGACAGGGGGAGCGUGUGAUCAAGAACAUGCCAGAGAUGGCCAACCUGGUGUACAACAUGUACAUGCACAUGAUCCAGCAGAGCACACAGCAGUACCGACAGCAACAGCAGAACCUGCUGCCCCCUCCCCAGCAGACCACGGAGGAAGAGGCCAUGACAGAGGCGGCCGAGGCCGAGCCAGAGGCCUCCAAGCCUGGGGAGGACAAGGUGGAGGAGCCCAUGGAGCAGGGGGAGGACCAGGGAAAGAGCCCUCAAGACACAGCAGCCAGCCAGGAGGAGAGCGAGGAGCACCCCAAGAUGCCUGAGCACCCUGGUCGGGACAGCGACAGUGAUGGGGACAGCGGGGAGGAGCCAGAGUCUUAGAGAGCCCACUGACUGAACAGCUGGGUUACACAGGCCCUCACUGAAUGGAGGCACCUAACUGGGUCUUGCUCAGAAGGAGAAUGUGGCUUGUUUCAAAGGAUUCUGCUUUAUUUUUUCUGUUUUCAACGGAAGCCAUGAUGAUGUCAUAGAAACAUUGAGGGUCUUUUCAUAAAAACUGAGAUGAGAGAUUAGAGAUGUUUUGUUUUGUAACCUUUUUUUGUAAUAAUAAAAUAAAGUAAACUUUUGAUAUGUGAA